CGCAAUAGCAUCGCGCUAUUGACCGCCACAUGAAAAUCUCAGUUUUUAUAAUUUUUAAUUUAUUUUUAAUUUACCGAACUCAAACUGCGCUAGUUAUUUUCAAAGCUAAAUUUUUUAGCGCGCCAUGGGAAACAUACCUAUUUUCCGUCUUCAGUUUUCCAUUUUCUUCAACCAAUUCUUUUGUAUAAAGAACCCUCGUUUCAUUGCUCAACUCGCUCAUUCUCCAAACCCUAAUUUUCAGAGCAACACUGCACUACUUACACUCGGAGAUGGAGACUCGUGCCUCAAAGAAGAGAUCAAACUCACAACAACCACUCGUUAUUGUUCCCAAAAGGCAUAGAGUUGUUUUGGGUGAACUCUCCGAUUUUAUUAUUCCCCAAAAUAACCCUGCACAGAAACUUCAAUGUCAGAAGAAUUCCAAUCUCAAAAAAUUAGAUACAACAGCCCUUCAAUUGCCAGAUAUCGAGCCUUAUGUAUCCGACAUCAAUGACUAUCUUCAUGCUAUGGAGAUGCAGAAAAAGAGAAGACCAAUGGUUGGUUACAUUCAGAAUAUUCAGAGAGAGGUUACUUCAAACAUGAGGGGGACAUUGGUUGAUUGGUUAGUUGAGGUUGCAGAUGAGUACAAGCUUCUUCCUGAUACCCUUUAUCUAGCUGUUUCCUACAUUGAUAAGUUUUUAUCUAUUCACCCUGUCAAAAGAUCCAACCUUCAAUUGCUUGGUGUUUCUUCCAUGCUCAUUGCAUCAAAGUAUGAAGAAAUCACCCCGCCCAAGGCAGUAGAUUUCUGCCAGAUUACUGAUAACAUCUAUGACCUUGAAGAUGUUUUAAAGAUGGAAGCUGAUAUACUCAAGACCCUAAAUUUUGAAAUGGGCAGCCCUAAUGUAAACACAUUUCUAAAGAGUUGUGUUGGGAUUGCUACUGAGAACAAAAAGACUUCCAACUUGCAGUUUGAAUCACUGUGCAACUAUCUUGCUGAGUUAAGCUUGUUGGACUAUGAGUGUAUCAGGUUCUUGCCUUCUGUUGUGGCUGCAUCAGUUAUAUUUCUUUCCAGAUUUAUUAUCUGGCCUGGAUUACAUCCUUGGACUUCGUCCAUGUGUGAAUGCUUUGGUUACAAAUCGGCUGAGUUGGAAGAAUGUGUUCUCAUUUUACAUGACUUGUAUUUGUCAAGAAGGGCUGCAUCCUUCAAAGCUGUUCGUGAUAAAUACAAGCAGCCCAAGUUUAAAUGUGUGGCAAAUCUGCCUUCUCCGCCAGAGGUACUAAAACAUUACUUUGAAGAAGAGUGACGUAGGGUAAAUUACUUGGUGGAUUAAGUUAAUGGCUGACAAAUAUGAAGGACUUUUGAGAUUGGCUAUUAUGAAGGACUUUUGAGAUUGGCUGACAAAUAUGACAAAUAUUAAUGGCUGACAAUUACUGAUGCUGACUGGCUGUUAACUUACGAUGAGAAUCUGGUUUUGGUACUAAUUGCCAAGUCCCUUUUGUUAAAGUUGUCACUUGUUAAUACAAUUGAUGCUCCUGGGAUCUUGUCCAUGAUAAACUAAUUCAUAUGAUUGGUCACUUGCAGAAUAGGGUGUACACAGUGAUUAGUGAGAGUUUUAGUUUAUUUUUUUAUUUUUUAGUUUUAACAGUUUGAUUUUUACGGUAGAAGUAUAAUUGCCUCAGGUGUAAACAAUAUAAGAGAAAUAUAUGAUACCACAUGGUUAUUAUUUUUGCAAUGAAGAAUGCAAGACUUUUUCUCUAGAAUUGAAACA
This is a messenger RNA of Cicer arietinum (chickpea), 1745 nucleotides long. RefSeq names its product putative cyclin-A3-1. The record is from RefSeq and is a predicted model, not a curated record. Lineage: Eukaryota; Viridiplantae; Streptophyta; Magnoliopsida; Fabales; Fabaceae.